Messenger RNA from Oryza sativa Japonica Group (Japanese rice), 1194 nucleotides. NCBI's taxonomy places the organism in Eukaryota, Viridiplantae, Streptophyta, Magnoliopsida, Poales, Poaceae. The record is from RefSeq and is a predicted model, not a curated record.
GGCCGCGCUCGCUAUCCCCUCGCGGAUAAGCCGCCCAUCCCAGCUACGCUUCCCGCGCGUGCAGAUCCCUUAAACCGCCCCUCACCACACGCGCCGUCUCCUCGAUCACCACACGCGCACACGACACGACGCACCAAUGGCGCUCGUCUCCGCCUCCUCCUCCACCACCGCCGUCGCGGCGCUCCCCGGCGCCGCCAGGGCCUCCUCCUUCCUCGGCGGCGCCGGCAGGAGCGGCAGGCUGCUGCUGAGGCAGGCCGAGUCGUCGUCCGCGCGGGCGUCGUUCGCCGUGCGCGCCGCGGCGCCCGACAGGCCAAUCUGGUUCCCCGGCAGCACCCCGCCGCCGUGGCUCGACGGCAGCCUCCCCGGCGACUUCGGCUUCGACCCCCUGGGUCUCGGAUCGGACCCGGAGAGCUUGCGGUGGAACGUGCAGGCGGAGCUGGUGCACUGCCGGUGGGCGAUGCUGGGCGCGGCGGGCAUCUUCAUCCCGGAGUUCCUGACCAAGAUCGGCAUCCUCAACACGCCGUCGUGGUACACCGCCGGCGAGCAGCAAUACUUCACCGACACCACCACCCUCUUCAUCAUCGAGCUCAUCCUCAUCGGCUGGGCCGAGGGCCGCCGGUGGGCUGACAUCAUCAAGCCCGGCUGCGUCAACACCGACCCCAUCUUCCCCAACAACAAGCUCACCGGCACCGACGUCGGGUACCCUGGUGGUCUGUGGUUUGACCCGCUCGGCUGGGGCACCGGCUCGCCGGAGAAGAUCAAGGAGCUGCGCACCAAGGAGAUCAAGAACGGGCGGCUCGCCAUGCUCGCCGUCAUGGGAGCUUGGUUCCAGGCAGAGUACACCGGCACCGGCCCCAUCGACAACCUCUUCGCCCAUCUCGCCGACCCCGGCCACGCCACCAUCUUCCAGGCCUUCACCCCCAAAUGAGGAGUUCUUCAGGUGUUGGAGUGUUAGCAAUGGCUGCCAAUGGAGGAAGAUGAAAAGACUGUUCGUCGACGCGACUUACCUCUCUUUUUUGGGAUCGGAGUAGGCUGUGAAUGGUGGUGGUGUAUUGGGAUGUAAUUGUGGAUGGAGCACUGCAUGCCUUGUUGAUUGUGUACCUGUACUAUGAUGUAACCGAUGUAAAAAACAAGUUGAUACUCUUUUAGAAGUGAAGUUCUCUUCAUCACUGAAUCAGAGUUGUGAUUUAUGUA